AUGUUUAACCCACACGUGUUAGACUCCCCGGCCGUGAUCGUGGACAAUGGGUCCGGGCUCUGCAAGGCGGGCCUGUCGGGCGAGAUCGGGCCCCGCCACAUCGUCAGCUCCGUCGUGGGGCGCCCCAAGUUCCAGGCGGCCUCGGCGGGGGCCAGCCAGAAGCAGACCUUCGUGGGGGAGGAGGCCCUGCACCGGAAGGAGGCCCUGUUCCUCCGCUGGCCCGUCGAGCGCGGCCUGAUCGUCGGCUGGGACGACAUGGAGGAGCUGUGGCGGCACCUGUUCGAGUGGGAGCUGGGGGUGCGGGCCGGCGAGCGGCCGGUGCUCAUGACCGAGCCCUCGCUGAACCCCAGGGAGGCCCGGGAGAAGAUGGCCGCCGUGAUGUUCGAGACGUUCCAGGUGCCCGCCUUCUACCUGUCGGACCAGGCCGUGCUGGCCCUGUACGCCUCGGCCUGCGUCACGGGCCUGGUGGUGGACAGCGGGGACGGGGUCACCUGCACCGUCCCCAUCUUCGAGGGCUACUCCCUGCCCCACGCGGUCAGCAAGCUGUACGUGGCGGGGAGGGACAUCACCGAGCACCUCACGCGGCUGCUGCAGGCGGACGGGCGCGCCUUCCCCUGCGCGCUGCCCCGGGCCCUGGUGCCGGACAUCAAGGAGAAGCUGUGCUACGUCGCCCGGGAGCCCGAGCAGGAGCUGUCUCGGCGGGCGGAGGAGGUGCUGCGGGAGUACAAGCUGCCGGACGGGAACAUCGUCCACAUCGGGGACCAGCUGUUCCAGGCGCCCGAGGCCCUGUUCGCGCCCGAGCAGCUGGGCGUCCAGAACCCGGGCCUCUCCCGGAUGGUCGUCUGCAGCAUCGGCAAGUGCGACGCCGACAUCCAGGGCGCCCUCUACGGGGAGAUCGUGCUCGGGGGCAGCACCCUGUUCCAGGGGCUGGACGACCGGCUCCUGAAGGAGCUGGAGCAGCUGGCCGCCAAGGGGACCCCCAUCAAGAUCACCGCGCCCCCGGACAGGUGGUUCUCCACGUGGAUCGGCGCCUCCAUCGUCACCUCCCUGAGCAGCUUCAAGCAGAUGUGGGUCACCGCCGCCGACUUCCAGGAGUUCGGGACGUCGGUGGUCCAGAGGAGGUGCUUCUGA
This is a messenger RNA of Myotis lucifugus (little brown bat), 1131 nucleotides long. RefSeq names its product actin-related protein T2-like. NCBI's taxonomy places the organism in Eukaryota, Metazoa, Chordata, Mammalia, Chiroptera, Vespertilionidae. The record is from RefSeq and is a predicted model, not a curated record.